GUUAGUUUAUUUUUUGUGUUUUUUUCCUCUGUUAAAUUUACAGCAGCUUGUAAUGGUUACAAUUUGAAAGUGGACUACAUAAAGCCGUGCACAGCCGAUUCCGUUGUAAUACCAAAAAACAUGGAUUUUGCGUUUGAUUCUAAAUGUAAUUUAGUACUAAGCGGAUGCGUUGAGAUGACCAAAACUUUAAAAACGUCUAAGGCAACCUAUGAACUUACUAAAUCUCCUAUGCCAACAAUGACAGGAGAUGUAGAUUUAUGUAGUCUAUUUGGUAAUAAAAAGAAAUUGUUUGUAACGAAACAAGUUUUUGAGGCUUAUGGACUUCCGAAAAGUUGCCCAGUUCCAGCUAAAAAAUACUGUGUCAAUGGUAAACAAUUGAUCAGCAUUGAUUCUUACAAAAACAAGUUGGGAAUGGCUCUAGGCAGCGUGGUAACUAAACUGAAUGUGGACCAUGAGGAUGCAGGAAAGACCUGCGUUGAUAUAAAAAUGACAGUAUCCAAAAAGAAGUGAUAUGUCAAUUGUACUCAAAUAUUUAUGAUCCAAAUACAAAAUCAAAUAUGACAUUUAUUUAAAUUUCAAACAAAUAAUUAUAAAUAGAAUUGUCGUACAAAGUUUUUCCUGAAAACAAGUUUUUAAUAUUCAAAGAUAGAAAACUAUAUUUGAAGAUGAGUUAUAGCACAAUUUUCAUGGUCCACGACGUAAACCCCAAUAAAACAUCAUAAAUCAUCAACGGAGGAAAUACAUAUUUAUUCUCCAACUUUCUAGUCAUUUUAAUGAAAAAAACUAAUCAAUUUAGAAACGAUCAAAAUUUCUAAUCGACAAAAAGUGUUUUGCAAAUUGUACAUUCACAUUUCCGGAAACUUUGUAUAAACUUUUAGUGAAUAUUAAUGGACAUGAAAAUUUUUCAAACAUUAAAUAAACAAAUAGUGGCAAACUUUAUAUGAAUUAAACUUUGUUUAGGAGGAGAAGGAUAAAUAAUCUUCACUCUUAGAGAAAGAUGGAUUUUUUAUAGAGGCUUAUUAGAAUUAGUGUCAAAUUUUGUGAAAUACUAAUAAGAAAUGAUGUUUUUACAAAUGUAUGAGCAAUGGAACAAGUAAUAAAUAACAAUAAAAAC
Molecule: messenger RNA, 1114 nt
Organism: Diorhabda sublineata
Lineage: Eukaryota; Metazoa; Arthropoda; Insecta; Coleoptera; Chrysomelidae
Exons: 4
Coding region: 121-510 (129 amino acids)
Source: RefSeq, a predicted model, not a curated record